Messenger RNA from Vicia villosa (hairy vetch), 2416 nucleotides. Its product is annotated as heavy metal-associated isoprenylated plant protein 33-like. The coding region runs from base 547 to 2145 and encodes 532 amino acids. The record is from RefSeq and is a predicted model, not a curated record. The transcript has 3 exons. Gene Ontology annotation, molecular function: metal ion binding. Lineage: Eukaryota; Viridiplantae; Streptophyta; Magnoliopsida; Fabales; Fabaceae.
ACACAUUCUCUCUCUCCACUCUUGUCAUUGUGAUUUAUCAUGAUCUUUUUAGCAUUCCCACCUCACACACACUCUCUUCAAGUCAAGCCAAAACAAAAAAAGAAAAGAUGAAUUCUAACCCAAGCCAAACAACCCACAUGGCCACGGUUAAAUUAUAUUUACAUCUUACACUAUACAAAAUUUCCAAAAUGCACCAAUAAAUAAAGGCACCAAACAAAGAUCAUACUCUUGGAACACCAUUACCCCAUUUUUUUCUCUUUCUCUUUUCAACUCUGAACCUUGCUCGUUAGGUUUCCUGUCUCUGCUCAGAGACUUCACAAAUCACAACCAUUUCUUUUCUCUAUCAUUUCCUUCUAUUUUCCUUCUAAAACCAAAAUACCUCCCAAACAAGAAACUUCAUUUUCCUUUCCUUUCUUUUAUUUUCCCUCAUUUGUUCUCUUUUGCUCAGAUCUAUAAUCAUAUUCAUAAUCACCCUUCUUUCUCUAUAGCCCAGAUCUUCAUUUAUCACAAGUUACAAACUUUUCUUCUGUUAGCACUGUAUAAAACAUGAGCAAAGAAGAAUUUUUGAAGAUACAGAAAUCUGUUCUUAAAGUGAACAUACACUGUGAUGGAUGUAAACAUAAAGUGAAGAAAAUCUUGCAGAAAAUUGAUGGUGUGUUUACGACUGAGAUUGAUGCUGAACAGGGGAAGGUGACGGUUUCCGGGAAUGUGGACCCGAACGUUCUCAUCAAGAAGCUUGCAAAAUCAGGCAAACACGCAGAGUUAUGGAGUGUACCCAAACCAAACAACAACAAUAAUAACAACAACAAUAACAACCAGAAUAAUCUUGUUAAUCAGUUGAAAAACAUGCAAGUUGAUAAAGGUAAUGGUGGUGGAAACAAGGACAACAACAAAGGUCAGAAUCAAAUUCAGAAUCAGAACCAGAAGGGUGGAAAUAGUAACCAACCCAAAGGUGUUCCACCAGGGUUGAAUCCUCAGCAGGUGCAACAGCUUCAGCUUCAGCAACAGAUGCAGCAACUGCAGCAGAUGAAAGGGUUUCAAGAUCUGAAUAUGGCACAGUUUAAGGGGAUGAAGAUGCCGGGUCCGAACCCGAAUCAGAAUCCUCCGAAUCAGAAUGCUAAAGGUGUUAAAUUUGAUUUGCCGGAAGAUGAGGAUGAGUUUAGUGACGAUGAGUUGGAUGAAUUUGAUGAGGAUGAUGAUGAGUUUGAUGAUGAAGAAGAUUUUGAUGAUGAGUUUGAUGAUAAGUUUGAUGAUGAAAUGGAUGAGUUACCACCGCCUAAUAAGAUGAAACCUCCUAUGGCUAUAGGGAGUGGCCCUCACAUGAUGAUGAAUGGGAAUCAUGCACAGCUUAUGAAUGCUAUGAAGGCUGCCAAUUUUAAUGGCGGAGGUGGUGGCGGUGGUGGUGGCGGUGGCGGUGGUGGAGGCAAUGGGAAGAAACCUGGUGGUGGUGGUGGAGGUCCUAUGCCGGUUCAAAUUCAUGGUAUGGGUGGUGGAAAGAAUGGUGGGGGCGGUGGUGGAGGAAAUAAAAUUAACGGCGGUUUACCGGAGGCUAAAAAUGGCGGUGGUGGUGGAAACAAGAACGGUGGUAAUAACAAUGGCAAUAAUCAGAAUAAUGGGGGUAAAAAGGGUAUUUCCAUGCCAAUGGGUGGUGGUGGUGGUGGUAAUGUUCAAGCUAUGAACAAUGGAUUUCCAAAAAUGAUGGGUGGCGGAGGCAGUGGAGGUGGUCAUCCUCACCCUUCUAUGGGUGGUGGUGGUGGCGGUCAUCCUCACCCUUCAAUGAUGGGUGGUAAUGCCGGGCAGAUGGGCAUGCCAAUGAAUCAAAUGGGUGGUAAUAUGCCUGCCGUUCAAGGCCUACCUGCAGGCGGCGGUGGCUUUCAAGGCGGUGGUCCGGGACCGGAAAUGAUGCCGGGAAACCCUUACCAACAACAACAGCAACAACAUCAACAACAACAAUUAAUGGCAGCUGCUAUGAUGAACCAACAACGUGGUGCAAUGGUUGGAAACGAAAGAUUUCAGCAACCAAUGAUGUAUGCAAGGCCACCACCAGCUGUGAACUACAUGUACCCUCCAUACCCUUAUCCUCCUCCAGAUCCUUACUCAAACUUUUUCAGUGAUGAAAAUACUUCAAGCUGCAAUAUCAUGUGAUCAACAAUGGUGAUGAUAAUUUGGUUCAAACUACCCUCUAAUUUAUGCAAUAUUAUACCAAUGGAACAUGAGUUUUUUAUUUUCAUUUUCUUUCAUUUGAUCCCUUUUUAUCUAAUUACCAUAGAGGGAUUAGUUUAUAGAUAUAUAUAUUAUAAGUUAUUAUCAGUACUAUCAUCAUCAUCAUCACAUAUGUUUAUAUAUGUGUUUAUAUUUUGGAAAUAGUAAUAAAAAGAUUUCAGAAUGAUAGAAUGAAAUUCCAUUUUUCUCUUUA